Parnassius apollo (apollo) is the source of this 891-nucleotide messenger RNA. Lineage: Eukaryota; Metazoa; Arthropoda; Insecta; Lepidoptera; Papilionidae. The record is from the annotation of a GenBank genome assembly.
AUGUUUUACGUUAAUGGUCAGGUUGGAACGAACCAUCCUCUCCUGAAGACUGCGAAAAACAUCCUGAUAGGGUCACGCAGCAAUCUUCAGUCCGUCGGCCUCAUAGUGCUACUGGUUUCGAAAGCUGCCUCGUACAACCCUAGAGAGUACACGCUGGAUCAACACGACUCUGGAGUUCUUUAUGCUCAGCGGGCUCUAGCCGAGAUUGUGGAGAUGAAGAGAACUGGCCAUUUGAUACACAAGACCAUGGCCAACCUCCAGGACAAACAGAAGCACGGAGAGAAGUUUAAAGAUCUGCUGUGUGGGAAUAAAAUUGUGUUAUUAACUGCUAACAACGAAAUUAAAAGACACUACGAUUGGGAAAAUGAGAAUAAUCUCGGUAAACUGGGUUCCAAUGAAUUCCUCGGCCAAGGAAAAGAUGAAUGGGUCCUCCGCACAAUGUUGACAUCCGGAAGUUUACUCGCCAAGGGUUGUCAAGCAGCUAUGAAGCUUAGCAAUCGAGGAGAGGAAUUGGAAAGAGAAGCCUACAAGCUUGGCGGACACUUGGCAAUGAUCUGGCAACUGUAUUUAGACGUGAAAGACUUUUUCACACACCCAAAUUCUUAUUCCUUAGUCGGAGCUCCAGUGACAUUGGCUAUAUGGGAAUAUCCAACGAUAUAUGGACAUAUUUUAGAGGCCAAAUUGGAAAAGAAGGAGGUAGAAUUCAAACCUUUGUACUAUGCCGUAAUGGGCACGAGGUGUUUUGAGUAUUUGAGGCAGCUCCUCGACGAAGAAUUGGUGGCAGUCCUUCAAUGUUGCGAGAAAUUUCCUGUAGAAGAAGCAAGAGUAGCUUUGCAGAAAAUGGCUAUAUCUGUCCAUAGUGAGGCUGUGCAAUAUAUGCCAGAUAAAUGA